UUUCAUUGUAAUGUCUGUUCAUCAUGGUCGAAAAUAUGACAUUUUUGCUCAAUGUUACUUGACCGACGACAGUGUUCUGCUAGCUAAUGUUGGUUAGCUGGCACUGCGUUCUGUUCAGUAACGUUAGUGGCUGUAUAACUUGUCCUUCUUGUCAACCUCGAACCAACGCCAAAUUGUGUCAUUAUGUUGUAUGGUGUUCAUGUGUGGAGAUGGGUUGCUACAUUACAAAUAUAGUCGUGUACAGCAAAUUAUUUUAGUGUCAUUUCUCAGCAGUCUCUUUAUCUUACAGUAACUGUCACAGACUGAAAAUGUCUCACAAUGAUGAAGGAUAUGUGGUGCGGAUUCGAGGUUUACCAUGGUCAUGUACACAAGAAGAAGUUGCCUCCUUUUUCUCUGAUUGUGACAUUGUAGGGAAAGUGAACGGGGUAUGUUUCACUUACUCCAAAGAGGGAAGGCCUAGUGGAGAGGCCUUUGUCGAGCUGAAAACGGCAGAGGAUUUUAAGAAUGCGUUGGCUAAGGAUCGCAAAUACAUGGGCCAUCGGUAUAUUGAAGUGUUCAAGUCCAACCGCAGCGAGAUGGACUGGGUCCUGAAGCGCUGCGGGCCCACAGACUACGACAGCAGUAGUGGCUGCACGCUGCGUCUCCGAGGCCUGCCCUUUGGCUGCAGCAAGGAGGAGAUUGUGCAGUUCUUCGCAGGGUUGAAAAUCGUUCCAAAUGGGAUAACAUUGCCGAUGGACUACCAGGGGAGGAGCACAGGGGAAGCCUUCGUGCAGUUUGCCUCAAAGGAGAUAGCAGAAAAGGCACUGGGGAAACACAAGGAAAGAAUAGGGCACAGGUACAUCGAGAUAUUCAAGAGCAGCCGUAAUGAAAUCCGGGCGUACUAUGAGGUGCCCCGGAGGAUGAUGGGACAGCGUCCGGGCCCGUACGAUCGCCCUAUAAUGGGUCGCGGUGGGUUCUUUGGUCCCGGACCAGGGAGAGGUGGAGCAGGUCUGGACCAGAUGCGUAGUGGCAGUGUCUACAGUAGUGGUUAUGGAGGCUUUGACAACUACAAUGGCUUCAACAACUACUGUUUUGGCAAUGGCAUGUUUGAGGAGCGAGGAAGGGGAGAUCGAAGCCGAGCCAGCGGCAGCAGCCAUGGCUACGGUGGAGGGGGUGACUCUGGUUCAAGUUUCCACAGCGGACACUUUGUGCACAUGAGGGGCCUUCCAUUCCGAGCCACUGAGGCGGACAUCGCCAAUUUCUUUGCGCCCCUUCACCCCUUGCGCGUGCGCAUCGACGUGGGCCCCAACGGCAAGUCUACAGGGGAGGCCGACGUGGAAUUUGGAUCGCACGAGGAUGCAGUGUCAGCAAUGUCAAAGGACAAGAAUCACAUGCAGCACCGUUAUAUCGAGUUGUUUUUAAACUCAACUUCAAGUGGAGGAUCAGACAUGGGUCGUGGCGGUGGUUUCUACAACAGUUCCGGAAGCAUGGGCUCACGGAGCAGUGGGCUGAGGGGAAUGUUCUAGAGUUAGACUGUAUUUAGAGUUCCACCAUUUUCAACCCAAAGUUGGAAGAGUUGUUUUGUAUUUGGAUGUUUUCACAUGUUCAUAAAAAUGUACGUAGGAUAUUUUCCAGUCUCAAAGAAUGGAAUAAUGAAAAAGCUAUGUCUAUAUAAAUAUAUAAAUAUAUAUAUAUUUGGGCUCAUUACAUAGGUUAACCAGCUAUUGUAAAUUUUACUUAUUAAAAUUUUAUAUAAAUCCUUGUUGUUCAUGUCUUAUUGUUUCUGUGAUUUUUCAAAUGUUAUGCCAUAAUUGGACUGUGAGCCAGAUUAACUCUUUUAACUCAUGAUGAGAUAUCCCUUUACUGUAGUUCUAUACUGAUCAUUUUUGAAUAUACUGGAUAUAUGUUUGCUUGGACUGUGCAGUUGUCACUGGGUUUAGAUCUCUGAAUUUUUCAAUAAGAGCUGUCCCAGAGGCAUAAUAAAGACUAUGGCUAUAUUUUAUAACAUA
Alosa sapidissima (American shad) is the source of this 1988-nucleotide messenger RNA. RefSeq names its product heterogeneous nuclear ribonucleoprotein H3 (2H9) (gene hnrnph3). Lineage: Eukaryota; Metazoa; Chordata; Actinopteri; Clupeiformes; Clupeidae. Gene Ontology annotation, biological process: regulation of RNA splicing. The record is from RefSeq and is a predicted model, not a curated record. Gene Ontology annotation, molecular function: RNA binding. Bases 309 to 1505 code for a protein of 398 amino acids. The transcript has 11 exons. Gene Ontology annotation, cellular component: ribonucleoprotein complex; nucleoplasm.